AUGGAGCAGUUGAAAAAGAUGUCUGCAAGAUGGGUUCCCGAUGAAGCAUGCAGGCCUAUCAUUGAUGCUGCACCAGUGUUUUAUCCAACUGUUGAGGAAUUUGAAGACACACUUGCCUACAUAGAAAAGAUUCGUCCCGAAGCUGAAUCAUAUGGUAUAUGUCGGAUCGUUCCACCACCUUCUUGGACUCCACCUUGUCUUCUUAAAGACAAAGAUAUAUGGGAACAUGCUAAAUUUUCAACUCGAAUUCAGCAAGUUGACUUACUUCAAAAUAGGGAGCCAAUGAGAAAGAAGAGUAGAAGUCGAAAGCGGAAGCGCAGCAGACAUUCAAGAAUGGGAGCCACUAGCAGACGUGCCAAUUCUAGUUCAGAAUCUAAGAUAACUUAUGAGGCUGAUGAGCAGUUUGGGUUCCAUUCAGGAUCAGACUUCACUCUUGAAGAAUUUCAGAGACAUGCAGAUGAAUUUAAGGAGAUGUACUUUCGAAGGGAUUCAAAGCCUCCUGUGGAUGAAUGCAGGAAAUGGGAGCCGUCUUGGGAGGAUAUUGAAGGUGAAUAUUGGCGGAUAGUAGAGCAGCCAACAGAUGAGGUUGAGGUAUAUUAUGGAGCUGACUUGGAAACAGGAACCUUUGGCAGUGGGUUUCCUAAGGCAUCAUCAUCUAUGUUGACUGGAACUGGAAGUGAUGCAUAUAUAUAUGCAAUGUCAGGUUGGAACCUAAAUAAUUUGCCACGGCUGCCAGGUUCAGUGUUAUCGUUUGAAGGAUGUGAUAUAUCUGGAGUUGUAGUGCCAUGGCUCUAUGUUGGGAUGUGCUUCUCAUCAUUUUGUUGGCAUGUUGAGGACCACCAUCUGUAUUCACUAAACUACAUGCACUGGGGUGAUCCAAAAAUAUGGUAUGGAGUGCCCGGAAGCCAUGCUUCCUUUUUGGAGGCUGCAAUGAGAAAGCAUCUGCCUGAUUUGUUUGAAGAACAACCGGACUUACUUCAUGGAUUGGUUACUCAACUAUCUCCUUCAGUUCUGAAAGCUGAGGGUGUACCAGUCUAUCGAGCUGUACAACGUUCUGGGGAGUUUGUUCUUACCUUUCCGAGGGGAUACCACUCUGGAUUUAAUUGUGGUUUCAACUGUGCAGAGGCAGUGAAUGUUGCUCCUGUUGAUUGGCUAGAACAUGGUCAACAUGCAGUGGAGCUCUACAGUGAGCAGCACCGAAAAACAUCGCUGUCCCAUGACAAGCUGCUCUUAGGAUCGGCUAGGCAAGCUAUUAAAGCUCUCAGGGAGUUAUUUGUUCUUGGCAGAGAAACUCCAGGGAAUUUGAGGUGGAACCGUGUCUGUGGGAAGGAUGGAAUGCUUACAAAGGCUGUUAGGAUGAGUGUGCAGAUGGAGGAGAAAAGAGUGAAGUGCCUUAACCCUCAUUUACCCUUGCUAAAGAUGGAAAAAGAUUUUGAUUUGGAAAAUGAGAGGGAAUGUUUCUCUUGCUUCUACGACUUGCAUCUAUCUGCCUGCAGCUGCAAAUGCUCUCCUGAGCGAUUCGCAUGUCUGAAACAUGUAAAGAAUUUCUGCUCAUGCCAAGAUGAAGACAGAUUUGUCCUCCUUCGCUACACCAUCGAUGAAUUGCAAAUGCUAGUCAAAGCCCUGGAGGGAGGAUUAGAUGCUGUGAAAGUAUGGGCAUCUGAAGAUCUUGGGUUGGUUUCUGUUAAUGAUUGCGACGCUCAUUUGUCUAAGGUGGUUCCGGAUGUUCCUUCCGAAGCAUUGCCGUCAGAGUGCCAGCAUGGGACUAAAUUAAAUGGUUCUCUCGCUUUAGAUAGUCAUACCAACGUCUUAAAUGUUGGAGUUCUUCUCCUGGAAAACAGAGUGAAUUUGGAUCAGGACGCCUGCAUUGACUUGAAGCUUGACAUCAUAUCUGAUCAUACUGCAAGCAAGUCAAUGUACUCUUGUGAUAGCCCUAAUAACAAAGUCACUGAUGUCGAUACACUGUUCCCCUUUUUUAAGCAAGAGAAAAGUAGUGGCUUUGAUGAAGAAAGAGAACCUGAUCUAAAGAGGAUCAAAACUGACCGGCAUAUCAAACAUUGA
This is a messenger RNA of Theobroma umbraticum, 2061 nucleotides long. Its product is annotated as lysine-specific demethylase JMJ18-like. Gene Ontology annotation, molecular function: histone H3K4me/H3K4me2/H3K4me3 demethylase activity. The record is from RefSeq and is a predicted model, not a curated record. Gene Ontology annotation, biological process: regulation of gene expression; chromatin remodeling. NCBI's taxonomy places the organism in Eukaryota, Viridiplantae, Streptophyta, Magnoliopsida, Malvales, Malvaceae. Gene Ontology annotation, cellular component: chromatin; nucleus.